AUGCGUCAGGAUAAUUCAAGGAAAAAUUUCCUUACAAGGUCAUCAUUGGUUCGGUGGUUUGGAACGUAUGACCACAAGUCGUUAGACAGAAAAAUCAUCCUCAAACACGAGCGCCAAUAUAUUCUGGAACAUUUAUACAAAUGCCAAAAAGAAACAGUGUCAUUUGCCCCUUUCCCUGAAGAACAACUGCUUCAAACAUCAGAAGAAGAGGACAUUUUCAAAAUACUUUCUAAUUUAAUUCUGAAACCAGAAUCUGAAAUAAAAGAUGCAACUUACAAAUAUCACCAAAACUGUCCAGAUGUAAACCUGAGGCCAAUUUGUGGAAUCACCUCUGAUCGCUGGAAAGCAUACAUACAGGAAAACGAAGGAGAUUUAGUUCCAUUUAUCCUGGACGCCAUUUGUAACCUAUUUAAAGUCACUAUCAAAGUAUUUUGCAUUGUUUCGGAAGAGUUGACAAUAUUCUACCCAAAUGAAGAAACUGAAGAGGAAAUUGCCAUUGGUCAUCGAGGAGGAAAGAUGUACGUUCCACUCAAGGAACUCCAAAAAGAUGUGGACAUAAAAAAGUUUGAGGAAAAACAAGCUGCCUAUCUUCAAAUCAACGAGAACUUAGAGAAACUUAGAGUAGAACUGGAGGAAACAAAUAAAAAUAUAAAAUCUAACCAAAGUAACAUAAAGCGCCUCGAAAAAGCAAUAGCAGACUUAAAACGAAGAAGAGAAGAAAUAGAAAAUGAAAUCGAGGAAAAAUCUAAACAAUAUGAGAAAGAAAAGGAUAAGGUACAGAAAAUCAAGAAAAAAGUACAAGUUUUGAAUGAAAAAAGAGUAAAAAUGGAAGCGUUCUUAGAACAAGCUGCGGGAGUUGCUGAAGAACUGAAAUCCGAUUUAGGUGGUCUUGAAUUAAGUGAUGAAGAUCUGACGGAGGACAAAAAAGGAGAUGACAAGAAAAUUUCGCUUUCUGAGUGUCAGACUCCUGUUGAGCCACCAAGGAUAACGUCAAAAAGAUUUUCCCGAAACUGCAUGAAAACUACAAUGUCAACAACCCACAAAUGA
Messenger RNA from Saccostrea echinata, 1047 nucleotides. RefSeq lists its product as uncharacterized. The record is from RefSeq and is a predicted model, not a curated record. Lineage: Eukaryota; Metazoa; Mollusca; Bivalvia; Ostreida; Ostreidae. The transcript is spliced from 5 exons. The coding region runs from base 1 to 1047 and encodes 348 amino acids.